GCGGCGGGGGGCCAUGGCGGGGGCCUGGGACCAGGCGAUGACCCUGGUGGGGGCCGCGGCCUGCUGGGUGGCGGCGGCCCGCUGCCUCUUGGCCGUCCGCUUCCUCCUCCUCUGGGCCCUGGGCGGACACCGGGCCCCGGCCCGGGCCGCCUUCCGACGGCUGGGGAAAUGGGCAGUUGGCGAGGCUCGGCCUGAACACGGUGCUCAUCGGCAGGACGCGGGGAAAGCUGCAGGCCCUGGCCGCCCAGAUCCGGCGGGAAACGGGGCGCGACGUGCUGCUGAUGGAGGCCGACUUCACGCGGACGGACAUCUACGAGGGCAUCCGGGCCGGGCUCCGCGGGCUGGACGUCGGCGUUCUGGUGAACAACGUAGGCCUGCUGCCCAACCUCUUCCCCGCCUGCUUCCUCGACGGGCCCGACUUGGACGAGGACCUCGUCCACUGCAACGUCACCUCCGUGAUCAAGGUGAGGUCCCCAUCGGCCUCGCCGUCACCGUGGCAACCGCCGGGCUGGUCCAUCGGCCUCACCGUCACCACGGCAACCAUCCUCAUGUCACCACGGCAACCAUCGUCAUGUCACCACGGCAACCAUCGUCAUGGCCACGCAUCCAUCGGCGUCUGAUCGUGAGGGCGAGGCCUGAUUGUGAACCUGUCAUCUGGGGCCGGCCUGGGCCCUUGGCCCCACUACGCGCUCUACUCCGCCUCCAAGGGUCUGGUCUGCGCGUUUUCCAAAGCCGUGGAAGCCGAGUACCAGGAGAAAGGGAUCAUCGUGCAGGUGGUGACCCCGUUCGCCGUGUCCACCCCCAUGACGGGGCACCUGCCCCCCAACUUCUUCGUCAAGACCCCCGAGGCCUUCGUGCGGGAGGCCCUGGCCCUGGCCGCCUCGGGGGGCCAAGUCUGCGGCUGCCUGGCCCACGACGUCUUGCGCUGGCUGCUGGGAUUGAUCCCGUCGGGCGUCUUCUACAGCAACACGCUCCGACGGCUACUGCUUGACCGCUACACGCGCUACCUCCGGGCCUGCGGCGGGGUCCCCGGCCCCCCGACCCCUCUCCCACCUCCGAAGCCCUGAAGACCGUGGGCCCGGCACUGUACUGAACGACCCCCGGGGAGGGGAGGUGAUACAAGCUCAUCGGGCUGGACACGGUCUAAUACUAAUCAUAAUUACGCUCUUUUUAUGUGCUUAUUAAUGAUAAUAAUAAUAAUAAUAAUUGCCUUUUGCACUUAGUACAGUGCCCUCUACCCAGCAGGC
Molecule: messenger RNA, 1247 nt
Organism: Tachyglossus aculeatus (Australian echidna)
Lineage: Eukaryota; Metazoa; Chordata; Mammalia; Monotremata; Tachyglossidae
Gene: HSD17B3
Product: hydroxysteroid 17-beta dehydrogenase 3
Exons: 9
Coding region: 14-991 (325 amino acids)
Cellular component (GO): endoplasmic reticulum
Molecular function (GO): oxidoreductase activity
Source: RefSeq, a predicted model, not a curated record